This is a messenger RNA of Jaculus jaculus (lesser Egyptian jerboa), 396 nucleotides long. RefSeq names its product ALK and LTK ligand 1 (gene Alkal1). Gene Ontology annotation, biological process: positive regulation of ERK1 and ERK2 cascade; positive regulation of ERK5 cascade. The record is from RefSeq and is a predicted model, not a curated record. The coding region runs from base 1 to 384 and encodes 127 amino acids. Gene Ontology annotation, molecular function: receptor tyrosine kinase binding; receptor signaling protein tyrosine kinase activator activity. The transcript is spliced from 4 exons. Lineage: Eukaryota; Metazoa; Chordata; Mammalia; Rodentia; Dipodidae.
AUGCAGCCGGCCAAGCCAGGCGUCCCGCUGCCCGCACUUCUGCUGCUCGCACUGGCUCUGUCCUCGCCUGGGACCGAGGGACGGCUCCGGGGACGCCGGGCGGGACGCAGCCCGGAGCCCAAGACUUGGCUGUUCCUCCCCGCGGCCGGGAUGCGCCCGGCACCUCGAGCCGCCCGGAGCAUAGAUAUAUUUCCAAGAGACUUGACCUUGAAAGAUAAAUUCAUAAAGCAUUUUACAGGGCCAGUCACAUUUUCAGCAGAAUGUAGCAAACAUUUCUAUCGACUCUACCAUAAUACCAGGGAUUGCUCAACACCAGCUUAUUAUAAAAGAUGCGCUAGAUUGCUAACAAGACUGGCAGUGAGUCCACUAUGCUCACAGACCUAGGAAACCCAUCCC